CACCCCCUGCUGCAGGCACCCCCUGCACUCCCUGACCCCCCUGCACCCCCUGUACCCGAUGCCCCCAUGCAGGGUGCACCCCGUGCCACAUGUGCCCUGUCUCCCCUGCCCCGUGCCACUUGCCCCCCCCCCGCUCUGUGCCCCCCCCCAUGCUGCAUGCACCCUAUACACGGGCUGCACCCUGCGCCACGUGCCCCCCACGCACCGCGUGCCCCCCAUGCUGCGCGCACCCUGUGCCCCCCAUCUGGGGUGCACCCCAUGCCGUACGCGCCCUGUGCCCCCCACCCCGUGCCAGUGCCGUCCACAGCCCGGGGUGCUCCGUCCACCCUCCAUGCCCCCCAUGGCGCUGCCCACGAGGGGGUCCCUGCCCUCCCCCAGGGCUGCCCGUGCUGGGGGGUCUGGGCUGUCGGCCCCUUGCCGGGCCGGGGGGCACGUGCCCACAGCCGCGGUGCCGCAGGGCCGAGCCCCCACCCCGUCCCUCCCCGAGGCCGGUGGCACCGGGCCGGGACGUCACGAGGGCAACCGGCUUCAGUUGCGCCACCGGCCAGGCGGGCUGUCACUUGGCCAGGCCCUGGCGCUAGCGCUGGUUGCAGGCGGCACCAGGCCCAGGGACGCCGGUGCUUCGCUGCGGCACCGGCUCCGGCACGUCCUGCCUGCCGCGGCGUGGGAUUGCGCAGGGCUGGCCGGGGGCUCUGCCUGCCAGCUGCCAGCCCUGCGGGCAGCUGCCUGUCCCCGCUGCGUGCCAGGCCGCAUUUAUCAUCACGACGGCGGCACCGGCGGCAGGCGAUCACCGCGCAGGGCCGCAGCCGGAGCCGCCAUUCCCACAGCCGCCUGGUUUUGUAAUCCCAGGCUCCACGCAGAAUCGGCGUCCGCCGGUGGCUGGGCCCGGCGAUCCGGAGCGGGGGCGUCCCCGGUGCCUGCGGCAAACCCCCACCGCCGCGGCCCCACUCGCCAGCCGGCCGCCAGAGCGGGGAUGGCAGCUGGUCCCGGGGCGGGCAGCGUCAGGCAGCGGGGCCGGCGACGCGGGUCAGCCGGGCAGCGCCGGGGCUCCCGUCACCGCUGCCGGCGGCCGCCGCGAGCCACCGGCCCCCCGCACCGGCCACCGCCAUGGCCGAGGCCUCCCCGCAGGGCCCGGGCCGGGGCAGCCAUGGGGCUGUCGCCGUGGCAACAGCCCUGCCGCCGGGCGGCCAUCUUGUGCGGGCCUGGGGAGCGAGCGGGGUGGGACCGGGACCCCCCCCCCGCCGUGGGGCUGCGACGGGUCAGGGACCCCCCCCCCAGGCCUGCCUGA
Aquila chrysaetos chrysaetos is the source of this 1288-nucleotide messenger RNA. RefSeq names its product translation initiation factor IF-2-like. The record is from RefSeq and is a predicted model, not a curated record. Lineage: Eukaryota; Metazoa; Chordata; Aves; Accipitriformes; Accipitridae. The transcript has 3 exons. The coding region runs from base 59 to 1288 and encodes 409 amino acids.